UAUGUUCGGCUUACGAUGACGCACUUUGACUCCGCCUCGCGCGUUCCUUUCCAUCCGCGUGCCCGUAAGUUAGCUUGUGUCCACGCCGAGGGUCUCCAUCAGGGAAGAGAAAUGCCGUCAAAAAUCAUCUUUGACAGUCAGGAAGAAACUAUGGAUGAAGAACUGGACACUGUGGCGGACGCCAAAGCCUCAAAGAAGAACAAGAACAAGGAGGAAAAGAAGCUGAAGAAAAAACAGCAGCAGUUGGAGGAGCAGGAAGAUGCUGACUGUGAGGCCCCAGCACCAAAAAAGAAGAAGAAAAAAGACAAGGUGGCAGUGGAAGAACUAAACGGCCACACAGAAGAGGCCAAUGGUUUUAGCGAUGGUGUAGAAACGCCGAAGCAGAAGACCAAGAAGAAAAAAGAUGGCGACACAGAUAAAAAACAAAAGCAAAAAGCAAUUGCAGAAAGUGCAAUCAAAGAACAUUCCACCACCAACACACCAUCCCCGUCCAGUGAUGACUCCUGCUGUGACAGCGAGAAAGAAACGGAAGAGACUCCAGAACAGAAAGAAGGAGCAUUUUCCAACUUCAGAAUCUCUCAAGUCACAAUCAAUAAACUGAAAGCUCGGGGAGUUUCUUACCUUUUUGAUAUUCAGGUGAAGACAUUUAAUCCUGUUUAUGAUGGGGAGGAUGUAAUUGCUCAGGCGCGCACAGGAACAGGAAAAACUUUCUCCUUUGCCAUACCUUUGGUGGAGAGGCUGCAGAAAGAAAGUGGAGGGAUGGCUCGAGGUAGACCCCCCAAGGUCCUGGUCUUGACUCCUACCAGAGAGUUGGCCAUCCAGGUGGCUAAGGACUUCAAAGACGUCUCCAAGAAGCUGUCCAUUGCUUGUUUCUAUGGAGGCAGUUCAUACAACCCUCAGAUCGAUGCAAUUCGCAACGGUAUUGAUAUUCUGGUUGGAACUCCCGGCCGCAUCAAAGAUCACCUUCAGAACAAUAAACUCAACCUUUCUGAACUUAAACACGUGGUUCUGGACGAAGUGGACCAAAUGCUGGACAUGGGCUUUGCCGAACAGGUUGAAGAAAUUUUGAGUUCAUCAUACAAGAAAGAUGGAGAUACCAACCCACAGACUCUCCUGUUUUCAGCCACUUGCCCCCCUUGGGUGUAUGAAGUGGCCAAGAAAUACAUGAGACCAGGUUGCAAGCAUGUGGACUUGAUUGGCAAAAAGACCCAAAAAGCUGCGACUACUGUUGAACAUCUGGCUAUAGCAUGCCACUGGUCACAGCGUGCGGCAGUGAUAGGCGAUGUCAUCCAGGUGUACAGCGGCAGCCAUGGCCGAACCAUCGUCUUCUGUGAAACUAAGAAAGAUGCAAAUGAGCUCUCAAUGAAUGCGUCCAUCAAACAGAGUGCCCAGACCCUCCACGGGGAUAUUCCUCAGAAACAGAGAGAGUUAACACUGAAAGGUUUCAGAAAUGGAGCUUUUGAGGUUCUGGUUGCUACAAAUGUCGCAGCUCGUGGACUAGAUAUCCCUGAAGUCGACUUGGUCAUCCAGUCUUCUCCACCUAAGGACGUAGAGUCAUACAUCCACCGCUCAGGUCGUACAGGCCGAGCGGGCAGAACUGGAGUCUGCAUCUGUUUCUACCAGAGAAAAGAAGAGGAACAGCUGCGCUACGUGGAAAACAAAGCUGGCAUCACGUUUAGACGAGUUGGUGUACCGACCUCCAACGACAUCAUCAAGGCAUCCAGCAAAGAUGCCGUCAGAUUUCUGGAUUCCGUUCCGGUCACAGCCAUUGAAUAUUUCAAAGGGUCUGCAGAAAAACUGAUCCAGGAGAGAGGAGCGGUGGAAGCUUUGGCUGCAGCUCUGGCUCACAUUUCAGGAGCCACAAGUCUGGAGCAGAGAUCCCUGCUCAACUCUGACGCUGGUUACACCACCAUACAGAUGACGUGCUCGCAGCAGAUGCAUAAUCUGGGUUAUGCCUGGAGAAGCAUUAAAGAACAGUUAGGAGACGAGUUUGAAAACCACAUUCACAGAAUGACGUUCCUUAAAGGCAAAUCAGGAGUUUGCUUUGAUGUCCCAGUUGAUAAAGUCAAAGAGAUGAUGAGCAACUGGCAAGACGGUCGUCGCUGGCAGCUGACUGUAGCCACAGAGCUCCCAGAGCUGGAGGAGAAGCAGCUCGGUAACCGUGGUGACAGGAGCUUCGGGGGUGGCAACCGCGGCGAAAGAAGGGGCUUCAGAGGUGGAAGGGGAGGAGGGCAAUUUAGGGGGAAUGGCAACAACAGGUUCCGCAACAGUGGAGGCGACUUCAACAACAACAGUAACCGAGGAGGACACAAACGCUCCUUCAGUCAAGCUUUUGAUUACUGAACAGGCUCAAAGCCUUGCAGUGCUUUUAUUGGCUGGUAAAACUUUCAUUAUUAACCAGGUCCAAGGUAUCUUCAUUCACAAGUGAUGAGUAUACUGAUAAAAACCAAGUAAAAUGUUUUUUCAGUGACCAGUUUAGUACAUACUUGCUCCUCUGACCAGUAUAUUUACUCAACAGGCCAGUGAGGGGUGUUUGUAAUCUUUUUAAAGUUGAUGCAUCAACUCAAAAUCAUGAAAGGAAAUCCUAAAAGGAGAAAAGUUACCUUUCUUUCUCUUCUUUUCUUGGGGGGGAUGUUAUAAAAAAAAUGUUAGUACUUUUACUUGGCUGUACUUUUCCGACAAUUUGUAAACCUAACAUUUUUUAAAAAUUACAUUGUCAUGAUAUUUUUAGAGUUUGUGGUGCCAUAAUACGACACUGUACAGCGGACGCCAUAAUGCAGGAGUCACUCCAGUACCCCCAGCUGAGAUCGCCCUCCCCGAGAAUGUAUUUACUGAUUGCCUUGCAAUUGUUUUCCUUAAGAGCUGUCAACAUCGUUCAUUCGUUUGAAUGAAAUUAUUCAAUAAAAAAAGUGAACUCA
This is a messenger RNA of Oryzias melastigma (Indian medaka), 2918 nucleotides long. RefSeq names its product DEAD (Asp-Glu-Ala-Asp) box helicase 21 (gene ddx21). Lineage: Eukaryota; Metazoa; Chordata; Actinopteri; Beloniformes; Adrianichthyidae. Gene Ontology annotation, molecular function: RNA helicase activity; RNA binding; ATP binding. The record is from RefSeq and is a predicted model, not a curated record. The transcript has 16 exons. Bases 16 to 2343 code for a protein of 775 amino acids.